Molecule: messenger RNA, 528 nt
Organism: Lactuca sativa (garden lettuce)
Lineage: Eukaryota; Viridiplantae; Streptophyta; Magnoliopsida; Asterales; Asteraceae
Source: RefSeq, a predicted model, not a curated record
AUGUCCCAUCUUCUCAUAGUGGGUGAUAAAUCUGAUCAUAACCCUGCCAAAGCUUUCCAUCCUGCUUACACAAUUACAAACACACAAAACAAGAUUCGAACUUUCGAUGGUACCAAGGUUUCGUACUCAUCAUGGGUUUGGUUAUUCAAGCUCCACGCCAAAGGCUACAAAGUUCUUGCCCAUAUCGACGAAAUUGAUGCUAUUGUCUUACAAUGGAUUUACGGGACAAUAUCCGAUGACCUCCUUGUUAGGGUUCUUGAACCGGAUUCCAUUGCAUAUGAAACAUGGUCCAAAAUACAUAACAUCUUCCUAAAAAACAAAGGAUCUCGUGCUGCUGCACUUGAAAACGAAUUCGACAUCCUGACCCUUCGAGCCAUGUCGUCUCUAGAAGCCUAUUGUCAAAGCCUCAAAGAUUUGGCACGUCAACUAAACGAUGUUGAUUUCCCGGUGAAUGAGAAUUGUCUGGUUCUUCAAGUCAUUUAUGGUUUACCUUCUGAAUUUGACAUAGUAGGAGCUUACCUAAACUAA